AUGGACUUACCUUCUCUAUUAUCUAUUAAUCGUCUCAAGUGGGGGCCUCGUUCUCUCGACGAUCUGCACGAAGUACUGGAGAUCAUCCAAUCCCGUCACCCGAAUGUGCCAAUCGUUGGCGCGGGCUUCAGUUUUGGAGGGCUUUGUCUGCAGUCUUACGCUGGGUCACCUGCCAACCACAAAUCGAAGUUAUUAAAAGCUGCAGUCUCGUUCUCCGGAUGCUUCGAUCCUGAAUUCAUCUACACAGAGGGUGUACUCAGGCAUCGUCUCAUGCCGUACGACUUAGGACUAUCCCUGUCCGUUGUCAAUGACAUGAAGCCACAUUUCGAACUAAUGGGGAAGCACUUGGGCACAGAUUUGGGCAAGGUCCUGAUUGGUUCGCGAUCCAUGGAAGCUUACCACAAUGCUAUCACAAUUCAAGCUAUGGGUAUCUCCAGUACAGUCGAGUACUGGUUGAUGAUGGGCCAAUUCCAUCGCCAACUGAUGCGUAGUAUAAACGUGCCUGUACUGAGUUUAUUAGCGGACGACGACCCGUUGAUACCCCCGAAAGUGUCUGCGGGAGCUGUAGAGAGCAUCACACAAUCCGAUGGGGCGAUUCUGGUACAGACCAAGCGAGGCGGCCAUGCGGGAUUUUUCGAGUACUCCACAGGAGAGUGUUAUGCGGAUAGAGUGGCGCUCGACUUUUUGAAUGCGUGUUGCAGACGUUGUGUGGUUUGAAUGGAUUCGCAUCAUACCAGACCUGUUCAUUUGCCUUAAGUAUUAUACCAGACCUGUUCAUUGGCUUUAUGUGCAUAUUGGUAGUGGACCAUGUACUUGUUCAAGAUAGUUGGCAUCUUACUGUCGCAACUUUGACAUGCUUUUUAUAUACACAAGCACGUGAUGGCUUAACCAGGAAUGUCUCACAAACUGCGUUUGCGUGGCGUGCGUUGCUACGUUCCUCAAUUACGCAAUGAGAGAACAUACACGGUGCACACGCUCAUACAUGAAACUUAACAACGCCAGCCUUCUCGCCCACUUGUGACAACCGAGUAUCCGGACAAGGGAUACUGCCCACAGUUGGCUUUGGCGGUGGAGAUAACAACGACCAGAGCGAGGAUACGCACUAGGCACAGAGUGUGACGUGCUAGUACAAAUGACCAGAGACUCGCGACGCCAACUGUAUACACAUGGGUCGGCAGUAUGAAUUGAUAGCAGUAGGUGAUCGCUUAUUGCAACGUAGUUGCGGAAGUUAUGUAGUGGAAGCCACUAUCUCUACCAGAUGGGUAUUUAUAUAGGCACAAUUCAGUGGCUGACAAGUGCUCGCACUUCUAUUUUGAGCGAACUCGUAGCGGAUCUGCAUGAAGCACACUAUUACGUUGGUGUGCUGACAUCGAUAAAUUUGGGCAGUGACCGGAGAACUCACAACAGUACCCUUUGUUGAGGAAUAUCAGAAGGGCCAUUCUGUACCUCAAAUGUAAACGUUUUGAAUACUUAGCGUUUGAUUGGCUUAGUUAACCAUUAAAAAUCUGAAUUUACAGCAUAGUUUAUACCAAUCGUGAACAUUCCCUAUGACCCUGUCAAGACUUAUUUCCGUCCUUUCCUGGCUUUGCGUGAUACAACGGCUUUGCGUGAUACAACUAUCAGAUCACGCGAGCCCAUUCGUUGUAAUUCAGCAGGAUUCAAAUAUCUCAAUAGUGUGAUAUUAUGAUUCAUUCUGGAUUGUAUCUUUUGUGGUUUGCAUAGGGGCAUUUGCCUUCUUUAGUAAGGAUAUGGCUUGCCUCCUUUGCUCUUUCAGGUACGCUUGGAAGGCUUGUCGUUCUGCGGCAUUCCCC
Messenger RNA from Sphaeroforma arctica JP610, 1811 nucleotides. RefSeq lists its product as hypothetical. The transcript has 2 exons. NCBI's taxonomy places the organism in Eukaryota, Ichthyosporea, Ichthyophonida. Gene Ontology annotation, molecular function: short-chain carboxylesterase activity; monoacylglycerol lipase activity. The coding region runs from base 1 to 717 and encodes 238 amino acids. The record is from RefSeq and is a predicted model, not a curated record.